Molecule: messenger RNA, 1734 nt
Organism: Paraglomus occultum
Lineage: Eukaryota; Fungi; Glomeromycota; Glomeromycetes; Paraglomerales; Paraglomeraceae
Source: the annotation of a GenBank genome assembly
AUGGCGAAAAAGAAUAGUAAAAAAGCUAAUAUCGACAAGGCUUUGAACAGCGGCAAGAUAAAGAAAGACGAGAAAGAAAUUAGCCAAAAUCCAGAAGAGGAAGAACAACAAGAGCAGGCACAAAACGUUGUAGGUGGAAAGAAACGAAAACGAGACAGUGACAAUGAAGAACACGCUCCACCUCAGUCACCUCAGAAAAAAGCGAAUACUUCAAAUUUUGUUGAUAUGUCGUCGGAAGAGUCAAAAUUUGGAGAAGAAGUAGAAUUGAAUUACUCGUUCGAUUCAUUGGAUGUUUCUGAACAAACGAAGAAAGCAAUCGUAGAUAUGGGCUUUACGCGCAUGACAGAAGUUCAGGCUCGUACAAUACCUCCAUUAAUGGCCGGGCGCGACGUACUUGGAGCCGCAAAAACCGGAUCAGGCAAGACAUUAGCGUUUUUAAUACCAGCCGUGGAGAUUUUGUUCAAGUUAAAAUUUAAGCCAAGGAAUGGUACAGGAAUUAUAGUGAUAUCACCCACGCGUGAAUUGGCCUUGCAAAUUCUCGGUGUGGCCAAAGAACUUUUAAAGUAUCAUCAACAUACAUUCGGUAUUGUAAUGGGUGGUGCAAAUAGGCAAGCCGAAGUACAAAAGUUACUGAAAGGUGUCAAUCUUUUAAUUGCUACACCGGGACGAUUAUUGGAUCACUUGCAAAACACAAAAGGUUUCGUAUACAAGAAUUUGAAGGCUCUCGUCAUUGACGAAGCAGACAGAAUUCUGGAGAUUGGUUUUGAAGAUGAAAUGAAGCAAAUUAUAAAAAUUAUACCGAAUGAAAACCGCCAGUCUAUGCUCUUUUCAGCAACACAAACCACCAAGGUCUCUGACCUUGCACGAAUAUCUCUUCGGCCUGGACCCAUAUACAUUAACGUUGAUCAGGAGAAAGAGACUUCGACAGUCGAAGGUCUUACACAGGGAUACGUUGUUUGCGAUAGUGACAAACGAUUCCUUCUUCUCUUCACUUUCCUCCGUCGCAACCUAUCCAAAAAAAUCAUUGUCUUCUUCUCUUCAUGUAAAUCAGUCAAAUAUCACGCUGAACUCCUCAAUUACAUUGACACGCCCGUGUUAGAGCUUUAUGGUAAACAGAAACAACAAAAGCGAACGAAUACGUUUUUCGAAUUCCAUAAUGCGGAGAAGGGAAUCCUUCUUUGUACGGACGUGGCAGCAAGAGGGUUAGAUAUCCCCGCAGUGGAUUGGAUUGUGCAGUACGAUCCGCCGGAUGACCCACGUGAUUAUAUACAUAGAGUUGGAAGAACUGCUAGAGCCGGUGGGAGAGGGAAGAGUUUGCUGUUCUUGCUUCCAAGCGAACUGGGAUUUUUGAGAUAUUUAAAACAGGCAAAAGUGCCACUGAACGAAUUCGAGUUUGCUAAAGGAAAAAUCGCUAAUAUCCAGACUCAGCUCGAAGCUUUGAUAUCCAAGAAUUAUUAUCUUUAUCAAUCCGCGCGGGAUGGCUUUCGUUCCUAUUUAACAGCAUAUGCUUCGUACUCGCUGAAAUCAAUUUUUAAUCUAAACAAUCUCGAUCUUCAAAAAGUGGGUAAAUCUUUUGGAUUUUCUGUUCCGCCAAAAGUAGAUAUUAAUAUGGGUGUUAGUACGAAGGAACAAAAAUCAGGAAGAAGAGCAUACAAGAAAAAUGAAGACAGUAACAAAAAAGAUUAUUAUUUAAAGCAAAAUAGCAAAAGUGGAAGUAGACAAUGGAGUCGUUAG